Molecule: messenger RNA, 618 nt
Organism: Cyclocybe aegerita
Lineage: Eukaryota; Fungi; Basidiomycota; Agaricomycetes; Agaricales; Hemipholiotaceae
Source: the annotation of a GenBank genome assembly
AUGGAACAUAAACCAAUCUUCCACUUACCAGCUCUUCUUUCCACCUGGCAUAGCAAAGCAGCAGCCGCGCCAUGUGGCUACCUCGUCAUGUCGCUUCCGGACCUCAAGUUAUCCACUGCUGUCACCGUAUCUGCAUGGGCACGGAUGGGCCGAACGCCUAACGAGAAAAGCACCAUCCUCGCCCUCGAUAGUGCUGGUACUGAUAACUCCCCACUAUCCCUCAGCGUCUCCAAUGCAAUCAGGGCACUCAACAUCGACGUCCCCGGAGACUUUGGUGGGGCGUUGUUCGGGAAAAUGCCCGCAUUCACAGGCUAUGAUCCCAAAUUCGCACAUGUUGCGCUCGUGUGGUAUCCUGCGAACAAUGAGUCAAGGCUCUAUCUCAAUGGCACCCUCAAGGCGAUUGGCAUGAUCACCGACGAAGCGGCCAGCAUUGCCAACAAACUCACAGACAUCAGCCUGAUAAUCGGGUAUUCCAAGUACCAAAAGAGCCGUGCCAACAGCUGGGAUGGAAAUAUUGGAGAUGUCAGAGUUUAUGACAAGGCCCUCGGGAACGUUGAAGUCAAAGCGCUAUACGAGGUCGGCCCUCCUCCAUUUGCGGCUCCUACAGCGUACGCGUAA